Messenger RNA from Aspergillus piperis CBS 112811, 1888 nucleotides. Its product is annotated as putative MFS sugar transporter. Gene Ontology annotation, cellular component: membrane. The transcript has 8 exons. Bases 247 to 1824 code for a protein of 525 amino acids. Gene Ontology annotation, biological process: carbohydrate transport; transmembrane transport. The record is from RefSeq and is a predicted model, not a curated record. NCBI's taxonomy places the organism in Eukaryota, Fungi, Ascomycota, Eurotiomycetes, Eurotiales, Aspergillaceae. Gene Ontology annotation, molecular function: carbohydrate:proton symporter activity.
CACGGUUGUUGUUUACAUUUUCAUUUCUGCCCGGCAUUCCUUCCGCCUCUUUUCCCUCACCCCCCGGUCCCAGACCUGUUCCUUUCGGGUAGUACAUGAUCAAAAAUUGAGCCGCGUGGCUUGCUCAAUAUUGUUUCAUCUGAUGCAACGUGCGACUUGACCUGUUUGCUCUUCUUUCUGGUUAUAUUGCUUUUUCUCUUCCCACUGUGGCUCCGAUCUACAUCCAUUGCUUCCAUCUAGCUCGCCAUGGGGACGUUCGGGUCUCAGACCAGUACCUAUAAUAGGCUGGUCACUAUAUUUGUUGCCGUUGGUUCCAUGACAUACGGUUACUGCUCUUCAAUUAUCUCAAGCACGAUCGGUCAGCCAGGAUGGUUUACAUACUUCAAUCUUCCUCAGGAGGGCGAGCCGGGAUAUGCCUCAAUAACGACCCCUGCUAUAUCUACAGCGAAUGGCGUCUUCAGUGCUGGAGGUGCGGUUGGGACGCUCUUCAUAAUGUGGUCGUGUGAUUAUUUUGGUCGGAAACUUAAUAUCCAGUUGGGGGCUUUCUUCUCGAUGUUCGGAGGAGCACUUCAAGGAGGUUCUAAUUCACUCAAAAUGUUUCAAGCUGGGCGAUUUGUCUGCGGCCUCGGAAUUGGUAUCCUUGUGACUGUGUGUCCAAUGUACCUUUCCGAGAUGUCUAGUGCCUUCCGUCGUGGUUGGCUUGUUGGCCAUCAUGCCAUCUUUCUCGUUUUCGGUUACAUGCUUGCCGGCUGGGUAGGCUAUGCCUGCUACUUUGCUGAAAAUAAGAUCGGUACAUUUGGCUGGCGGUUCCCACUUUGUCUACAGUGCUUGCCACCUCUCGUCCUGCUGCUAGGAUCGCCUUGGCUCCCUCGCUCUCCACGUUGGCUGAUCAGUAAGGGAAAGCAUGAGGAAGCUAAAUUGGUCCUUGAGCGACUUCGCAGAUCCCCAGACGAUCCUAACAACCUGGUUGCUAAGGAAGAAUACUUCCAAACUGCCGAGCAGAUCCGUCUUGAAGGGGAGCGACUGUCUGCCUAUGGAAAUGUGUGGAACGCAGUUUUGAAGAAGAAGUCGUACAGGAAGCGUAUGGCUAUCGGCUUUCUGACCCAAUGGGGAGCUGAAUUCGGCGGGCCUCUGAUCAUCAACAACUAUGCCGUUCUUCUAUACACCAACCUUGGAGAAACCGGCGGAAUGCCACUGCUCCUAAGUGCGGUCUGGCUGACAACUGCUGGUGUCAUUUACAACCCUCUUGGUGCCUGGCUUCACGACAAGGUCAAUUCUCGUCGAAAAAUGUACAUUACAGGUUUUGUCGGGAUUAUUGUUACCACAUCUUGCUUGGCUGCCAUGACCGCACAAUACGCGGGCACCACGAACCGGGUUGGUAACGGGUUUGGCAUUCUGUUUAUGUACCUUUACCUUGCAUUCCAAGGAACUUUCUGUGAUACAACGAUGUAUCUCUAUGUGUCUGAGAUUUUCCCUACUGAGAUUCGCCCGAUUGGCAUGGGAUUCUCCCUAUUUGGACAGUUCGCCGCGACUCUCAUCCUGCUUCAGACUGCGCCGAUGGGUUUCGACAACGUUGGCUGGAAGUAUUAUCUGGUUAUCAUCUGCUGGUCCGCAUUUUUCAUUCCAGUGAUCUACUUUUUCUUCCCGGAGACUGCUCGGUUGACAUUGGAGGAAAUUGCACAGAACUUUGGCGAGGAAGUUGCGGUCCAUCUAACUGACGCGACGGACGAGGAGAAAGCCCGCCUCGAACGUGACCUUGAGAAACGGCCUGAUAGUGUGCCGCAAUCCAACUCAAGCAAGGACAACGAGACUGAGGCUGUUUAGCCUACUUCGCAUCCGACGGGGGAGUGGCUCUGUGCAAGAGACUGCCAAGGGCCUUUCUAAGAAG